GGUCCACGCCCACUGCAAGCCAACACGCGGUAGACCUAGCAGCAACGAACGUAAACCGAUUAAACUCAACAAUUUUAAUGUGUUAGUUGAUGUCAAGCAUUUAAUUCACCCAGGAUAUAAUCAUUUUAUGAAGUGAAUUGUGUUUCUCCACAGAAUAGUAAAUGUUCGAUUCGAUCUUUAUGUUUGUGAGCAACUGCGCAGCGUAGCCAUAACGAAAAAACGAGCGCAGACGUGAUCUAAUUUCACUAUGAACCCCAGAGCUAAUUUUGUCAUAAUGGCUCUCAAGGAGAAUACAAUUAAUUUUGAACUUGAUACAGAUACUAGAAUGGCAGCUCAGUGUUUACUCGCUAUGUCAAACAGAGAAAAUGAUCAUACGUAUGUAUUGACUUGUGAUCCACCAAAUAUUGGUGAAACGGAAAACGAACAUGAAAUCAAGCAAGAAUGUUACGAAGAAGAGAACCAAGGACACAAUCGUUACGGGGACUUCUUGCCAGGUGGAGAUUGUAUGAAUGCAAAUUUAGUUGCACGAAUAUUGACUGAUCUCAAAACAUUUAAGCAAGAUAAUAACUACCAUGAAGAUUUUAAUAUCAAUGUUACUGGGUCCAGUUCUUUCGCCUCGUUCGAAAUUGCAUCGAGCACGAAAAAUGGAGCGACCACGCCUACUCUCGACCGAAGACUUAUGGAUGAUGCUUAUGUUAAAGCCAACAGUAUUCAUGGGAAAAAAAUUCAUAUGUGUAUACACCCAGGUUGUGGGAAAUCGUACAAUAAAAGUUCUCAUUUGAAAUCUCACAUUAGAACACAUACAGGUAAGUGCCAUAUAUUGCGUGACCCCUAUUUCUAUUUUCAUCAGACGCGCCAUUUUCUUUGUUUGGCCUGAACUGUCGGGCAUCAGCACACACAUGUAGUGUAGGCCUAUCUUUUUAUGGUACUGGGUGAGGGUCAAGGUUGUUUUUUUCCUUUAUUAGUCUUGUUGAGAAAUCCUUUUUAUCCAGUAUGUGGUGUGUCCUGGGACAGAAUCUAUAAUGUAUGGAGCUAUCGUGGUAUUAAUUUAAUAAUAUUUAUAUUAACAUUAACUAAAUUUUUAGCCUAAUUCACUGAUUGUCAAUUAUAAGUUAUAAGUCACUCCUAACAUGAUUAUUUUAGGUACACUAAAACAAGUAGAAAAAUAAUAAUAUAAAAAUAUGUGAAUGUCAUUAUCAUUUAAUAAUGUCACCCUAUAAGAGUAAGUCUGAAUAAGAAUUGUUAAACACCCUGCCCCUAUGGCCUAUAUAUUAAUAUAUAUGUAACUAUGACUAUAAUAGUCUAUUAACCACUGAUAAUAAAAUGAAUGGCCCUACUGCCCUACAUACUAACAUUAACUUAGUCUACUAAUUCCUUUUUAAAAUCAUUAAAAAAAAUUCUUAUUCCCAAUGAGUAUGAGCCUAAUGAAAAUAAAUGAGCAUGACAUUGACAUUCGCUUGGCAAGUUAUAGUUGAAAGUAUUAAAAUAAUAGGCCCGAACCCCAUUGCCCUAUUAUAUAAUAGGGUAUCAUCUAUGCUAUGACUAUAUGUCAUGCUCAUUUAUUGUCAUUAGUAUUAGACCUAGAGGACUAGGCUUGUGUUAUACAGUUCUAGAUUGUUCUCUUUUUCUUUAGGCUGUGACUGUUUCUAAUGAAUAGUUAUAUAUAUAUAUUUAUUAAUAACCUGGCCUUAGUUUAAUUGAAAAAAAACACUAAAGAAAAUGCCUAUUGCUAAUUGUAAUUACUAUUAACUAUCCCUUAGUCUUAGGUUUAUUGAAGAGUAAGUUGUAGUCCUAAGACUAGGUGAUUUAAAUUUAAUAAAGCUGGAAACUUUUUAUGGUGGUGUUGUUAAUAUUCAGGCCUAACAGUGUACAGUUAGUUUAUGAUGUUGGGUGAUAAUAUUACUGUUAUAAUACCACUUAAAUAAGUAAUGUUGCACUCGUUUAAAAAAAAUUAAGUAGAAACUAAAAUGAAAGAUAAGAAAAGGUCCUAGGUCUCCUUAUACUUUUUAUGUCAAGCUUUAAUGUUAUCGUUGAUUUUUUUAAAAUUUAGACAGAUUUUCAUUCAAGAAUUAAAUUAAUUGGUUUACUACUUUGAAAAAAAUGCACCCUUUGUUGCUUUUUUAACAAUUUGCCAUUGAGAAGUAUGUACUACAGUAAUCCUACGUAGAGUCAUUUUUAAAUGAGCGGCUUCCAUUUUAGAGAAAGAUAAUUUUGAUAGUUCUUUAGUAUUUAAAAAAACGCUAAUAAAAUCAUCUUCGGAUGAUAGACUAAGACAAAGUGGCCUUUUAAAAUGUGCUUCUUCUACUUACUCUGCAUGUCCUUAAACCCAAGUAAUACACCGCAGCGACUCGUUUACUAUUUAUUUUAAUUAAUUUUUCCCCAAGUCAUGAACAUGGUAUUUGAUGAGUAAUAUGGGAAUGAAGAUGGUUGAUUUUUUUUUUCUACCUUAAAUUCUUUACCCGCACCCCCCAGCCCCAUUAAUUUCAAAGUAAGUCUAGCAUUUAGUGGUCAGAGCAAGGGUCAUUGUUCAAAGCUAUAGUUAAAGCGUUUUAGUCCUUAGUGGGCGGUAGUUAGAAAAGAUAUGAUUUUAAGAAUUUAAGACAUAUUUCAACUUAUUAUUGCAGGCGUGCAAAUGAAAAUGCUAAUUUUGCCAUCUUUUAAAUUAAAUUUGAAGUGAGUUUGUUAGUUGUUUUUUCUUGUGUUGUUUUGGGGUGGGGGUAAAUACAAAGAUGAGGUCAGGCUGUUUUUGGUAGAUUUAGUAAACCCCCCACACACACCACCAACAUUAUACAUUUUUUCUUGACCCUCCCGUAUAUGCAUGACAACAUUUAUUGGAUCCCCCCCCCCCUCCUCCUUCCUGGAUUUAAAUACCAAAGCAACCAUCAUGUUUACAGUAACAAUGUAAGAAGAGCCACUGCAGUUUCGACCUGCUCGCUUCCCUGUGCUUCGCCUGAUCUUAUAGUUCCUUAGAAAUGUAAUUUCUUCUUGCAAGUCAUGUUCUGUAAUGUUUUUUUUUUUUUUUUAACUACACUACUGGCACCGGCUUAUGACGACAGCAGCCAUCGUCUGUGUUAUAAAACCAGCUGCGUUGUGCCAGGUCACGUCAGUCGAUAGUGGGCGUUGCUUGGUUGCAUCGGCUACCACAACAUGUUGCUAUUUAUUCCUAGAAGAAUAGUAUCAAUAUUUACAGCUAUUACUUCACCUUCCCGGGGAUGGGUUACUUUUUACACUGUUAUACAUGCAUUAUGAUGUAUUUGGAAAUCUGCUGUUGCUGAGAAUUUGAGGCUGUUAGCCAAUUCAAUUAGUAAGCCAAAGUUCGUUAAUUCUCAAAGUCAAAGCAUCUUUAAAGUUUGUAUGCAUUUUGAUUUCGAGAUUACUUGUUUUUUUAUGUUUUUUUUUUUUUUGGUAUGCCAUAAGACAUAAUAAAACACGAAGGCGCUGCUUUUUAUUGAACAACAAGCCAAGGGUCGGGGUCACGCGUUCUUUUGUUAUUGAAGAACCGUGGUGGGCGUGGAGCACACUACCGGUAGAUAUAUCAUAAUAUAUUAUAUAAUAUGUUAACAUUUUAAUGACCCCACUGAAAUGAUUUGACUUUAAAAAAAAAAAGGACAUCAUAAUAUAGGGGGCAUACAUCGUACGUCAGCGCAAAGUUUCUUUAUACCCCUCUCCUAUUAAAGUUAGACGGAAUACGCGGCCCCAGUUUCAACUUGCUCUGUUUUCAAAGCUGAUUCCUUCUCACCCGCCCCUCAGCUGUAUUCAAAUCAGCUGGGCAAGUAGCACGUAGUACCUGGCUCUAUAAAUAGCGAGAUGGCUUUGUUAGUCUUUGUUGGUUCUGUGGGUGAUUCCUCCACCCCUUACCUACCAUUUCACGUGAGAACAUAAUUGAACAUAACAAAAUAUUAAUAAAAAUUUUUUUAACAGCCUUUUGGCUAGUCGGCUUUCAUCCUUUUUUUUUUUAUCCACCUAUUGACCCUCGUUAUUAAUAAUUAAAGAUCCAUAACACAGCUAUCAAGUUUUAAAGACAUUUUCCCUGUGUGGCGCAUGCAGCAUCAAUUAAAUAAUUAGAUUACAUGGAUUAUAUAAAGACUCACAAAUACCACAAAUAUCUUUUUUCUAUUUCUGUCAACAUUUCGCUUAAAAAUGAAGCAUGUGGCUGGGUUUUUGAAAAAUGAAUGAUAAUUUGUUGAAAUAUUUGUUCGUAGACAUACUUUGACGUAGAAUUUAGCAUCUUAUUCUAAUGUGCUGAUUGUUGAAUUCAUGUUAAUUGGGAAUUUGUUGGCUUUUUUGUUGAUUAGGACAUGCUAAUGUUAAUUGGGGCAUGCAAUCAGUAAGGACGAUUCCCAAAUGGCACAAGCAAAUCAAUAAAAAUAUUUGUAAAAUUUCUUUGCCUUAGUUAAGUUUGAGAGUGUUGCAUCAGAUCCAUCAUUUUAAAUAGGACAGUUUUGUGUUUUGUUGUUGAAUUUGUUCUUCCUAGAGCGGGCCGCAUGUGGCCCACCAGCACCCACUUUGCGACCCGCGAGAUAACGAAAAACUCGUUAUUCUUAUUAUUUUCUUAAUAGCUUUCCCCCUUACCUAUAUUUUUUGGCCCGCACAAGUCAUGUCCUAUUUUUUUUUUGGCACGCACAAGUUUUUCAUAAUGCAUUACGGCCCGCCUUACAUUUUGAGUUGUGCGGGCCUGUCCUAGAGCAGCGGUUAUCAAGCUGUGGGUCAUGACCCCUUUGGGGUGGGGGUCGAACAGCCCUUUCACAGGGGUUGCCUAAGACCAUCGGAAAACACAUAUACUGUACAGUUAUUAAGUAGAAACCAAAAUAAUUUAUGAUUGGGGGGUCGCCACAACAUAAGGAACUGUAUUGAAGGAAUGCAGCAUGAGGUAGGUUCAGUUCCACUGUCCUAGAGUAAUCAUGAUUCAAGAUUAUUUCAUCUAUUUUUUUUUUUUUAGGAGAACGUCCCUUUGAAUGUAACUGGGAUGGAUGUGAAAAACGGUUUGCAAGAUCUGAUGAAUUGACACGUCAUAAACGAACACAUACAGGUAAAAACAAUUGGACAUUUUUUAAAAAGUGUACUUGUAACUAAUUUAAUUUUUAAAAAAUCUAAAUCAUUUUAAAUCCAAUAUGCCCUAUCUUAUUACCAUUGUAUUUUUAUUUCAUAAGUAUUUUUGUUAAGUGUGUCACAUUAUUAAGUACAUAUUUUACCCUAACAUUUAAAAUUGAACAUUAAUAUUACAUCAUUAUGUCAGGACAUAUGUCGUUACUUUAAUAGUAUUUCAAUGUACAAAUUAAUCAAUUAAGAAUGUAUUUUGUUUUUAAUUUUCAGGUGAAAAGAAUUUCAAGUGUCCUAUGUGUGAAAAAAGAUUCAUGCGCAGCGACCACCUGAAAAAACAUGCAAAACGACAUGCUCUUUAUCACCCCAGUAUGAUCCAGUCAGGAGCCAGACAAGCUGUUUCUCCUAAUCAUUUCCAUGGUAACUCAAGGCAAUACCAGGUUAUAACAGAUGACCAGGAUCUCUACAGUGAUGGAACCUCCCAUGAAUCUAAUUCCAGUCCCUCUGCACCACUCUGAAAUUGAGAUUUUUGAUUUGACAAUUUUGCAUCGAUGAUCUUUUUUAAAAAUUUAAUUUGCAAAAGACCCUUUUUAUAAAAAAUAUUCAACCAAGAGUCUUAAAAAAUCCAUAUAUUCAUACAGACUUUGGGGGGUGGG
Messenger RNA from Lymnaea stagnalis (great pond snail), 5696 nucleotides. NCBI's taxonomy places the organism in Eukaryota, Metazoa, Mollusca, Gastropoda, Lymnaeidae. The record is from the annotation of a GenBank genome assembly.